UCAAAGCCCGAUGAUGACAGCAAGCAAAUAUCGUCGACGUCUUCCGUGUUGAGAGCGAGUGUUGAUGCUUCUAGCACAAUCACCAGAUCAAGAUCUGCAGCAUCAGGCACUAGAUCGCAUCAAAGGGUUCGUUAUCGUUCAUCUUCGUCCACAUCGUCAAAUUCCGCACACUCACCGUCUCGACAUCGUAAACAUCUGAAUCGUUCCGCAUCGCCGAUACACUAUCCGUCGCCAUUGUAUCUAAAAACUGGUGCAGAUCAAGCAGCGACGAAUGACGUUCAGAUUGAACAACGACGAGCACAUCGUGCAAAACGCUAUUUCGGCAUCGAUCCACCACGUGAGGAUUGUCCGGUAAGCGACUAUUUGGCCGUCUUUUUGCUCCUUCACCACCCUUGA
Anisakis simplex (herring worm) is the source of this 396-nucleotide messenger RNA. NCBI's taxonomy places the organism in Eukaryota, Metazoa, Nematoda, Chromadorea, Rhabditida, Anisakidae. The record is from the annotation of a GenBank genome assembly.